Messenger RNA from Fraxinus pennsylvanica, 1839 nucleotides. The record is from the annotation of a GenBank genome assembly. NCBI's taxonomy places the organism in Eukaryota, Viridiplantae, Streptophyta, Magnoliopsida, Lamiales, Oleaceae.
AUGUGCAGAGCAUCUGUUGAGAAGUAUCCAGAAAACAGGAUGCUAGGAUGGCGUGAAAUUAUUAAUGGGAAGUGGGGCCCUUAUCUCUGGAAAUCCUACAAGGAAGUAUACGAAGAAGUUUUACAUGUUGGUUCUGCAUUACGGACUCAUGGGAUUGAACCUGGUGCUCGAGUUGGAAUUUAUGGAUCGAAUUGUCCUCAGUGGAUUGUGGCUAUGGAGGCGUGCAGUGCUCAAAGUUUAAUUUGUGUUCCCCUCUAUGAUACUCUAGGAGCGGGAGCUGUAAAUUACAUCAUAGAUCAUGCGGAGGUUGAUUUUGUUUUCAUCCAAGAUAAAAAAGUGAAAGAACUUUUGAGUCCCGAAUGCACUCAUGCUCGACGGCUUAAAUUGUUAGUUUGCUUCUCUUCAAUGACAGAGGAAGAUCAAAAUAGUGCAGCCUCUAUCGGUGUAAAAUCGUACUCUUGGAAUGAAUUCCUUGAAAUGGGAAGGAAGUAUCCAUCAGAUAUCGUGCCGCCACAGCCGUUCAACAUAUGCACAAUUAUGUACACCAGCGGCACUAGUGGAGAUCCCAAAGGUGUUAUAUUGACACAUGAAAACAUUGUCACGUGCAUAAUAGGUGUCGAUCUGUUCAUGGAGCAAUUUGAAGACAAGAUGACAGUCAAUGAUGUAUAUAUAUCGUUUCUACCCCUUGCUCACAUUCUUGAUCGCAUGAUUGAAGAAUAUUUCUUCCACAAGGGUGCGUCAGUUGGCUACUAUCACGGGGAUAUAAACGGGUUGAGGGAUGAUUUGAUGGAGUUGAGACCAACAUUUUUGGCAGGAGUACCUCGAGUUUUUGAGAGGAUACAUGAAGGAGUCUUAAUAGCACUUCAAGAACUCAAUCCACGGAGGAGAAAAAUUUUCGACUUGCUCUACAGAUACAAACUAUACUGGAUGAAUUUAGGGUACAAACAGAAAAAUGCAUCGCCAUUGGCAGAUCUUCUGGCUUUCAGGAAGGUCAAAAAUAGGUUAGGCGGCAGGAUCCGUCUAAUAGUUUCUGGUGGUGCACCACUAGGCAGUGAGAUUGAAGAAUUCCUCCGCGUUACCUCCUGUGCUUUUGUAGUACAAGGCUAUGGGCUUACAGAGAGCUGUGGAUUGGCCACUCUUGGCUUCCCCGACGAAAUGUGCAUGAUGGGAACAGUUGGUUCUGCAUUUGUAUAUACAGAGAUCCGUCUGGAGGAGGUUCCAGAAAUGGGGUAUGAUCCACUAGGAGAUCCACCUCGAGGUGAAGUAUGCAUUAAAGGAAGGACAGCAUUUGCAGGAUACUACAAGAAUCCGGAAUUGACCAGGGAAGUCCUAAAGGAUGGAUGGUUUCACACAGGUGACAUAGGGGAGAUGUUACCAAAUGGAGUUGUAAAAAUUAUUGAUAGAAAGAAAAAUCUUAUUAAACUAUCUCAAGGAGAGUACGUUGCACUAGAAUAUCUGGAAAAAGUUUAUGGCAUCACCCCGAUUGUUGACGAUAUUUGGGUCUAUGGGGACAGCUUCAAGUCGAUGCUGGUUGCAGUAGUAGUACCAAAUCAAGAUAGCACCAAAAAGUGGGCAGAACAGAACGGCCACGAAAAUUCAUUUCUUGAACUAUGCUCCCUUAAUCUGCUACAAGAUUAUAUCCUCCUUCAGUUGAAGUUGACAGCAGAACGAAACAAGCUAAGACGUUUUGAGCACAUAAGAGGCGUAAUUGUGGAACCUAAUCCUCUUGAUACCGAAAAGGAUUUGGUCACUGCAACACUGAAGAAGAAACGAGACAAUUUGCUUAAGCGCUAUAAGGUGAAAAUUGAUGAUCUCUACCAAAAGCUAGCUGGAAAUUAG